Messenger RNA from Nanorana parkeri, 1657 nucleotides. RefSeq names its product STAM binding protein (gene STAMBP). Gene Ontology annotation, molecular function: metal-dependent deubiquitinase activity; protein binding; K63-linked deubiquitinase activity. Gene Ontology annotation, biological process: protein K63-linked deubiquitination. NCBI's taxonomy places the organism in Eukaryota, Metazoa, Chordata, Amphibia, Anura, Dicroglossidae. The record is from RefSeq and is a predicted model, not a curated record. Gene Ontology annotation, cellular component: cleavage furrow; endosome. The transcript is spliced from 10 exons. The coding region runs from base 86 to 1330 and encodes 414 amino acids.
GGCGGGGCGAGGGGGUAUCACGUGACCCGGAAGAAUAAUGCAGUCAGCGGCGUUGUGGAUGUAAGGGCUCUUCCAGUGACCCAUCAUGCCGGAACACAGCGAUGCCAGCCUGCCCCCAGAGGAGCGGCUACGGGCUUUGGUACAGAAGGGGACAUCCGUGGAAGUGAAUGAUGACAUACCACUGAAGCGCUACUACCGAUCUGGGGUAGAAUUGAUCCGUAUGGCCAUUGUGUACACAGGGGAGGGCAAUACAGAACACGCUUUUAUCUUGUACAACAAAUAUAUCACGUUGUUUAUAGAAAGGCUUCCUAAGCAUCGAGAUUACAGAACGACCAAUGCUGUAGAGAAGAAGGAAACAUUAAAGAAACUAAAAGAAGUGGCUUUCCCAAAGGCAGAAGAGCUCAAGAAAGAGCUGCACAAGCGAUACGGUAAAGAAUAUGCCGAGUUCUUGGAGAGAAAGAGAUGUGAGGAAGAGGAGAGCACACGCCGGCUGGCCCUGCAGCAGCAGCUAGAAGCCGAGAAGCAAAGGGUGGCGCUCAUGAAACGGCAGCAAGAACAGCAGGAGCAGUUCCAUGCCUUUGAGGAGAUGAUCCGAAGGAAAGAAUUGGAGAGUGAGAGGCUACGCAUCCUAAAUCAGUUCUCAACGGACACCCCUGGCUCAAAAGUGUCUGAAGGACCCCUCAUCCCGGGCGUUACCGAGCCCCCUACCACUCCACAGCUCCCCACAAAUGACACUGUCCUACCAAGGCCACCUGUUGUUGACAGGACUCUAAAGCCGGCAAGUCAUCAUGAAGGCUCAGCUGGCAAUGAUGGACUGCGCCAUCUCAGGAUUCCUCGGGAAGCGUGUGUGAAGUUUCUAAAGCUGGCAGAGGUGAACACACAAAAAGCAGUGGAGACCUGUGGCAUCCUGUGUGGGAAGCUGUUGCAGAAUGAAUUUACCAUCACUCACGUCAUUGUGCCUAAGCAGUGUGGUGGUCCCGAUUAUUGUAACACUGAAAAUGAGGAAGACCUGUUCUUGAUUCAGGACCAGCACGGGCUUAUAACACUGGGAUGGAUACAUACCCAUCCGACUCAGACUGCCUUCCUCUCCAGCGUGGACCUGCACACUCACUGCUCCUAUCAGAUGAUGCUGCCAGAGUCCAUUGCCAUUGUCUGCUCCCCAAAAUUCCAGGAAACCGGGAUUUUCAAGCUGACGGACUAUGGCAUGAAGGAGGUUGGUGAAUGUCGACAGAAAGGAUUUCAUCCACAUUGUAAAGACCCUCCUCUAUUCAAUACCACCAGCCACACAACAAUCUGUGACCAGGAUGUCGUGGUCAUGGACCUGCGAUAACUCCUGCAAGGUGUAUGCCAAAUACCAUUCCUUUUCACCCCGUAACUCCUGACUUGCCACGUUGCCAUUAAACUCUGUAAAGAGCAAUUUGUAGAGAUGAACUAUACUAGAAGAAACAACGUAAUUGUCUGCACUAUGGAGAUUGCGGCCAUUCAGAACUAGCUUCUGCUUCCCGGAAUGCUCUCCCAACUUCAUCAAGUAGAAAUGGCUUUACUCCGUGUUCUGGGCUGUGCAUUAACUAUGAAACCAGCUUGCAUCACUAAUGGGCUUUGCUAGUAAUAAUUACAUGCAACUGGAAUUGUUCUGUCAUGUUGAAGGCGUUCCAUA